GUUCUAUAAGAAAUAUCGAUAACUAUGAUACUCAUAUUUUUCAAUUUGACAGGAAGCACUUGUAAACUUUGGGUGAAUAUAUAACAGACCAAAGUUCCAUAUCCUUCACCGUCAAUCCCCCCCACAUCCUAAACAUACUUGAAUUCCAACAUCUCCACAAGAAUGUCUUUCCAAGUUGUCGGUGUUAACCACCAAAAGCACUCGCACACUCACUCGGAUGUUUGUGAAAGUGCCAAUGACUUUGAUGGCACCAACUGGGGUGCCCGGAUUUCCUCCGUGUUUGUAGUCCUCAUGACCUCUGCCAUUGGUGCUUACCUCCCAAUUCUUUGCUCGAAAUACUCGUUCAUCAGAUUGCCCCCCUCGGUCUUCUUCGUCGCCAAGUUUUUCGGCUCUGGAGUCAUUAUUGCCACGGCCUUUAUCCACUUAUUAGCACACGCUCAGGCCAGUUUCAGCCAUGGAUGUCUUGGUGGCACCUUCCUGGAAUAUCCUUGGGCCUUUGCUAUUGCAAUGAUGACCUUGUUUGUGCUUUUCUUUGCCGAGUUGAUGGUUUACCGUUUCGUGGAACACAAGAUUGGUCUGAACUCCCAUUCCCAUUUCGGGGACGUGGGCCUUCUCACCCAGGAUGAUAAGGAUACAGACAGUGUCUUGGGCUCUCCCAAAGACGAUGGUGCUUUUACCCAACAAACUACAGAACCUGAAUCGGCCAACCCGUACCCAUCUCAUUUCUCGCAUGCGAAACAUCACCAAGACCCCGAAGUUAUGGGAACGCCAGCCGUGGAGGCGGAAAAAGAAAACUACUAUGGACACUUAGUUUCUGUGUUUGUUCUUGAAUUCGGUAUCAUCUUCCAUUCUGUGUUCAUUGGGUUGUCCUUGGCAGUCGCGGGUGAAGGGUUUGUUGCGUUGUACUGUGUAAUUGUGUUCCACCAGAUGUUUGAGGGCUUGGGGUUGGGCACCAGAAUCGCAACCACGCCAUGGCCGAAGAAUGUCAAGUGGACGCCAUGGCUCUUGUGCGGUGCCUACGCAUUGUGUACACCGAUCUCCAUUGCCAUUGGUUUAGGGGUCAGACACUCCUACCCGCCGCAAUCCAGAACGUCCUUGAUUACAUCCGGUGUCUUUGAUUCGAUCUCUGCGGGUAUCUUGAUCUACACCGGUCUUGUGGAGUUGAUGGCCCAUGAGUUUAUGUACUCAGAUGAGUUCAAGGGCAAAGGCGGGUUGAAACGAGUUAUUUAUGCUUACGUUGUGAUGUGUUUUGGUGCUGGCAUUAUGGCCUUGUUGGGCAAAUGGGCUUAGCUGGAUCGAUUGAACUGUUUGGAAGCUCCGAUCAUCCGUAAUUUCACUUGGAUUUACCUGUUUUCAAGCUUGCUAUUAUGAAAUUGUUUUCAAAAGUAAUAAAAUGCCGCCCCUGGUAUGC
Babjeviella inositovora NRRL Y-12698 is the source of this 1411-nucleotide messenger RNA. RefSeq lists its product as uncharacterized. The record is from RefSeq and is a predicted model, not a curated record. The coding region runs from base 163 to 1290 and encodes 375 amino acids. Lineage: Eukaryota; Fungi; Ascomycota; Pichiomycetes; Serinales. The transcript has a single exon. Gene Ontology annotation, molecular function: low-affinity zinc ion transmembrane transporter activity. Gene Ontology annotation, biological process: zinc ion import across plasma membrane. Gene Ontology annotation, cellular component: plasma membrane.